This is a messenger RNA of Chondrus crispus (carragheen), 1850 nucleotides long. RefSeq names its product Calnexin. NCBI's taxonomy places the organism in Eukaryota, Rhodophyta, Florideophyceae, Gigartinales, Gigartinaceae. Gene Ontology annotation, cellular component: endoplasmic reticulum; endoplasmic reticulum membrane. The record is from RefSeq and is a predicted model, not a curated record. Gene Ontology annotation, biological process: protein folding. The transcript is spliced from 2 exons. Gene Ontology annotation, molecular function: calcium ion binding. Bases 1 to 1752 code for a protein of 583 amino acids.
AUGCCCCCCGACGACGAGGAUGAGGAUGAGGAUGAGGACGAAGGCGACGGCGACGGCGACGAGGAAGACCCCGAGGGAGAGCCGGCUGAUCCGGAUGCCCCGGCCGUCCUCGACCCCGAGGGCGAGGAGAACGCCUCGUACGCCUCCCCGUACACCUCCGGCGCCCUCUUCUUCGACGACUUCCAGUCCGGCCUGUCCAAGUGGAUCCACACUUCCCACCCGGAGUACAUCACCGAAUUCAAGGUCGGUCAGGGCGCCAAGCCCACCUUCAAGGGCGAUCGUGCGCUCAUCAUCCCGGUCAGGGCGAGGAAGUACGCCCUGUCGUCAAAAAUUGCCGGCCUCGAUCGCCUCGACCAGACUGACCUCGUCUUGCAGUACGAGGUCAAGCUUGACGAGGGCAUGACUUGCGGAGGUGCGUACAUGAAGCUCCCCACCGCGGCCGAUUUCGAUCCCGCCAAGUUUGACGGCUCCACCCCGUAUAGCAUCAUGUUCGGCCCGGACAGGUGCGGUCCGACCGACAAGGUUCACUUCAUCUUCCAGUCGAAGAACCCCGUCACUGGCAAGAACUCCGAGCAUCAUCUCAUCGAGCCCCCGACAGUCGCCAACGUCUAUGACAAGAAGACCCACUUGUACACCAUCAUUGUCAAGAAGGACGGCAACUUCCAGAUGUUCAUUGACGACGAACUCAAGAAGGACGGUACCCUUAGCACAAGCUUCGCUCCUCCUGUGCAGCCGCCGAAGGAAAUUGACGAUCCCGAAGACAAAAAGCCGGCUGACUGGGUUGACGACGCUAAGAUCCCAGAUCCCGAGGCCACUAAACCCGAAGAUUGGGAUGAGGAAGCACCGAAGGAAAUUGUCGACGAGGACGCCGAAAAGCCUCAAGGUUGGUUGGAUGACGAGCCGGCCACUAUUCCCGACCCCGAGGCCAAGCAGCCUGAAGAAUGGGACACCGAAGAGGAUGGUGAGUGGGAGGUACCCACUAUUCCGAACGCCAAGUGCGAUGAGGUUGGGUGCGGUGAGUGGAAGCCCCCGAUGAAGGCCAACCCCGCAUACAAGGGCAAAUGGAGUGCCCCUAAAAUCGACAAUCCCAAAUACAUUGGCGUAUGGAAGCCGCGUAAGAUCCCGAACCCCGAAUACUACGAGAUUGAGAAUCCUACUCUUCUUCCAGUUCAUGGGCUCGGGUUUGAGAUCUGGACCAUGGAUCAGGGCGUCCUCUUCGACAACGUAUGGCUGGGCAGCGACAUCUCCGCCGCUGAGAAAUUCAGGAAGGCCACGUUCGUAGAGAAGCAGAAGACCGAAUUAGAACGCGAGGAGGAGGCCAACAAGAAGGCUGAAGCUGAAGAAAAGGUAUCUCGCGGGGGCAGGGAUGGAAAAGUUGGAGCUAUCUUGGACAAGAUGGAGGAUGCCGUUGACAUGCUGGAGGACAAGCUUCGACCAGUUGAAGAAUUCAUCAUCAGCAAGGGUGGAGAGUCAUACCUGAACAAGCUCAUCAAUAUGGGCGUUCAGAAGCCGAUGAUCAUGGUUGUCGGAUUUCCGAUUGCACUCGUACUGGUCUUCCUCAUCCUUCUCAGUGGAAGCAAGAAGAAGGCACCAACCCCGGAAGAAGCUGCUGCCGCUGCUGCUGCCGAGAAGAAGAAGACCGAUGCAGCAUCGCCGGAUGAUGCUGCCGGAAACGCUGAUACCUCAUCGACUACAACUGCCGAGCCGGAGAACAAGACGAUUCGCAAGCGUCGCACGGCCACUGCAGAUUAAGAAAACUGGACAUAUGACAUGGGGUGGGUAGGGUUGUCGUAUUAACUGGUGGUAAUGGUGUGUAGCAGUAAAUGCAUAAUAACUUGAUCAUUGUCAUC